This is a messenger RNA of Bradysia coprophila, 1181 nucleotides long. RefSeq lists its product as uncharacterized. NCBI's taxonomy places the organism in Eukaryota, Metazoa, Arthropoda, Insecta, Diptera, Sciaridae. The record is from RefSeq and is a predicted model, not a curated record.
UGGCUAGGGAUAACGGAAUUUUACCCCCAUAUUACUUGUGGUGUAAUCAGCAAUAAACAAAAGACGGAAAAUCAUUCAGUUACUUAACCCGUUCAACAGCCAUUUUUGUGUUGAUAGUUGUUCUACUGUGUGCUGAAAACAAAAUCAAAAUCUUCAACAUGACCGACAUGGCUUCACAGUUCGUAAACUUUUACGUUGGAAAUCUGUCGACUUUGUCCAAAGAAAUUCAACUAAAUCAACAUUUAAUACAACUGGUGGUCGAAAGAAAAAAGACGGUAACAUCGGACCUUCAACAAAAGUUCAAGCAGCUUGUCAUGGACAUGAUAAAGAAGCGAAAAUUGAACCACGCUGAUGUAGCCGAUCGGGAUUUCCAGAUCAAAAAAAUUUAUUUCCAAGUCCGACAAAUUCGAACGCUUGAGGAUUACAAACAGACACUGACGAGAGAAUCGUGUGACAUUCUCGACAAAUAUUUUGCAUCGCUUGGACGAGAAGUGGAAAGUAUUGAAUCGAAUCCGGUAAAUGCUGAUGGCCAAGAUGACGAGUUAGCAAAGACAUUAGCAUCCAUUAAACUUCAUCUGGACAAGCCAGUUGAAGGAGACGCUGUAGUCGUAGAUGUUAUCAAGAAAAUGGAAAAGCGUGACCGGGAUAGUGAACAACGUGACCAGGAAGACCAUGGAUCAGAUUUUGAUGGUUCUAAUGGAAACAGUGACUUAUUCAGCACAGAAUUUAAGAAAAUAACGUUGGAAGAAAUGCUGGAACAAAGGACCAAAAAUAUAGCUUCGGAUAUGACACCUCAGAUGGACAAUCUGCAAACAUUCAUUGAUAAAGUGGUCAGCAUCUGUUCGGAAAUGAAAGACAGAUAUGGAACUGGCGAGGCGUCAAAUUCCGUAAGUGAAGAAGCAGCGUCAACAGAAGAGGAAGAGUACGAUUUGGACGCACUGUGCCAUUGCCGAUCACCAGAAUACGGACAGAUGGUGGAAUGUGACGAUGCAAAUUGCAAGAUAAAGUGGUACCACUUUGACUGUGUCGGACUGACCAAAUCACCGGAGGGCUUGUGGUUUUGUCCGAGCUGCAUAAUUUUUGGAGACGAACCGAUCUAAAUUCGCGGUAAACAUUUUUGACUUGACCAAAGAGUCUGGUUGAAAUUUCUGUAUUCUUUUCAAUAAAAUUUUGUGUAAAAA